Messenger RNA from Trichoderma asperellum CBS 433.97, 1851 nucleotides. RefSeq lists its product as uncharacterized. Gene Ontology annotation, molecular function: oxygen binding; heme binding; nitric oxide dioxygenase [NAD(P)H] activity. The record is from RefSeq and is a predicted model, not a curated record. Gene Ontology annotation, cellular component: intracellular anatomical structure. Gene Ontology annotation, biological process: cellular response to nitrosative stress; nitric oxide catabolic process. Lineage: Eukaryota; Fungi; Ascomycota; Sordariomycetes; Hypocreales; Hypocreaceae.
UCGGCAUCCAUGAGAUGAAUACUUUAAUAUUUAAAAGUAUUUAAAAGGGCUGGAGCAGAAGUGAAGCUGGACCUUUUUCUUGCCUCGUUAUUCAGACUAUCGCUAACAACGCCAACAACUACUUGUUUCUCUUUAUUGUUUUGUCUAGUUUUGUUUUGUUAUUAUAGAAUAAUCAAGACAAGUCUUACAAUUGGUAAACCUUAAAACAGGAUACAACGGCAACUCAACUCGUCAGCAACUACACGCAUCGAAAACUUAUAUAUACAUUAUAUAUAUAUAUAUAUACAAGCCAUCAACCCUCUUCUUGAACAACAAACAACCAAAUCUGUUUCCUUUAUAACAACACCAAAACCACCACCACCACCACCAACCAUCACCAUGGCCGCCCUCACCCCCGACCAGAUCGCCAUCAUCAAGGCCACCGUGCCCAUCCUGCGCGAGCACGGCAAAGUCGUCGCCACCACCUUCUACCGCAACAUGCUCGCCGCCCACCCCGAGCUGCAGAACUACUUCUCCCUGCGCAACCAGCAGACCGGCGCCCAGCAGGUGGCCCUCUCCAACGCCGUGCUCGCCGCCGCCAUCCACAUCGAGCGCCUGCAGGACAUCGCCGGCGCCGUCGACCGCAUCGCCCAGAAGCACGUCUCGCUCUUCAUCCUGCCGGAGCACUACCCCAUCGUCGGUGAGCACCUCAUCGGCGCCUUCCAGCAGAUCCUCGGCGACGCCUUCACCCCGGAGAUCAAGGACGCCUGGGUCGUCGCCUACGGUCUGCUCGCCGACAUCUUCAUCAAGCGCGAGGAGGAGCUGUACGCCGAGGCCGGCUGGCAGGGCUGGCGCGACUUCACCAUCGACGCCAAAGUCGACGAGGCCGAGAACGUCACCAGCUUCUACCUCAAGCCCGUCGACGGCAAGCCGCUGCCCGAGUUCCUGCCCGGCCAGUACGUCAGCCUGCAGAUCCCCAUCCCGGAGCUCAACGGCGUGUUCCAGAGCCGCCAGUUCAGCCUGAGCCUGUCCCCCAGCCAGAGCACCGACCACUACCGCAUCACAGUCAAGCUGGACAAGGACGGCCAGGAGCACACCGUCGAGGAGGUCGUCAGCGGCAAGGUCGCCGGCCUGAUCUCGCAGCGCCUCCACGAGCAGUACAAGAUCGGCGACGUGGUGCAGCUCAGCCCUCCCCACGGCGAGUUCACCUUCAGCGCCGCCGCGACCCCUGCAACCGCCCCCGUCGUCCUGCUCUCUGCCGGUGUUGGCGUCACUCCGCUGCUGUCCAUCCUCGACACCAUCCUGGAGAACUCGUCUCAGUCCUCUCGCCCCGUGACUUGGAUCCACGGAGCACGACACUCUGGUGCUGUGACAUAUGGCAAGUACAUCCGCGAGGCCGAGAAGAAGCACGGCAAUCUGUCUACCAAGAUCUUCCUCAAGAACGUCCAGGAGAGCGACGAGAAGGGCCAGCACUACGACUACGAGGGCCGCAUGGACCUCGACGCCCUGGAGGCCGACGGCGUGCUGCCCCUGAAGGAUGCCUCUGCCGAGUACUACAUCUGCGGACCAGAGGAGUGGAUGAUCCAGACCCGGGCUGGCCUGGAGAAGAAGGGCGUCAGCUUGGAGAAGCAGCACCUUGAGCUCUUCCGCACCGGAACUAUCUAAUUGGGUGAAAGGAUAGAGAGAGAUACCUAUGAAAAAAAAAAGAUUGAUUUGGGAAGAGCAUAUUAGGACGGGUAAUAAGAACGAAUUCAUAGACAAAAAGAUUUAGAUGGAUGUAUAUAUAUCUCUCCUCUCGCUGUGGUUGGCGUUUAGAAAUUUAUAGCAAAGCGUUGGAUUUUCAAUAAAGAAUACCUAAAUUAAAUAAUGAGA